Messenger RNA from Paramecium octaurelia, 1020 nucleotides. The record is from the annotation of a GenBank genome assembly. Lineage: Eukaryota; Ciliophora; Oligohymenophorea; Peniculida; Parameciidae.
AUGAUGAAUAAAUGUCAAAGAUUACAGAAAUUAGGCUAAAUUUAAUAUUUCAAAUAGCAAAAAUAUAAAUAUUAGUAGGAAAAUUAAAAUUUAGGCAUCAAAGUUAUAAAAGAAUUUGAAUCAGAAAUCAACAGAGUAAGAUUAUUAAGAUUUUGGAAUAAUUAAAAUAAAACUUAAAUAUAUUUUAGUGACAUAAACGAUAUGAUAGGUUAAGAACACAUUUAAAUGUAAAAGUUCUUAAAAGAAUGCGAUGCAAUUAUAAUUACAGCAGGUGCUGGUAUGGGAAUUGAUUCAGGUUUACCAGAUUACAGAGGAGAUUAGGGAUUUUGGAAAGUUUACAGGCCUUUUUAAAAUAAGUAUGGAUUCCAAGAUUGCGCAAAUCCUGAAUUCUUGAAGAAGAAUCCACAUUUAUUUUGGGGUUUUUAUGGACAUAGGUUGGAAUUGUAUACUAAUACAAUACCACACGAAGGCUUCUAAAUAUUGAAGAAGUGGUGUGAAUAAAAAGAUUAUUUUAUUAUCACCAGCAACGUUGAUGGAUAAUUUUAGAAGGCAGGUUUUAACUAGACUAAAGUCUAUGAAAUUCAUGGUUCAAUUCAUACAUUUUAAUGUACUCAAUGUUCUAAGUUAUAUUUGGCAAAUAAAUUUCCAAAAUUAAAAAUUGAUUUAUAAAGGUUUGAAGCUGAAGAUCCUUUACCCAAAUGUGAAUUCAAUCAUAUUUUAAGACCUAAUAUUUUAAUGUUUUCAGAUUGGGAUUGGAUUUCUACUAUUUAUACUAAAUAGUGCGAAAACCUCGAGGAAUUUAUCAAGAAACAUAAGAAUAACAAAAUUUGUGUGAUUGAAAUUGGAGCAGGAACUGCUAUUCCAAGUAUUAGAUUAAAGGGAGAGAGGAUCUUAUCUGAGAUUGACAAAUCCAUCUUGAUCAGAAUCAAUCCAUCAGAGAAUGAGCCUGAGGAAAGUAAGAAAUACUAUAGUUUAAAGAAAGGAGGGCUGGAAGGAAUAAAAUCAUUGAAUUACUUAUGA